GCGUGAGGUUCUUUCUCCCCCCUCCGGGGCGCACACUGCUCAUUACCUCCCCUUUUCCUCCGUUCCCGUUUUUGUUUAGGAGGUUUGCGGAGAUGAUGACACGCGCCCCCGGGGGACCGACACCGCCGCGGACCGAGCCGCCCCCCCCACCUCGCGUGCGCCCCCGCGGAGUUCGUCCGAGACGAGGGAGAAUGUCACCCACUUCUGCCGGCCCCAACGUCUAAGUGUUCGUGGGAGAAUCCUCGUCCUCGUUCCCCGCGUCUCCGUGUCUUUGGAGCCGCGGCAGAUCCCGCUUCACGGGGUGUUUUCUUUCGGACUAAAUUAGGGGCCCGGUCGUCUGCUCUCGUCUCUGUCGGACUCGUGGAUGUAUAGCUGCCCGUCUCUCUCCGCAGGGGGGACCCGAUCACCGCCAGGAGCCGUCGCUAUUCAACAAGCUGCCGGCCGCAGGGCGGUGGACGGGCGCAGCUCGCCUGAAGCCUCCACUGCGUCUCGCUCCUCCAGCUCAGCUUGUUGAGUCUCCAAAAGAAAAAGAAAAAAAGACCCCCACCCGCCUCCCACCCUCGUGCUAUUUAUCUCCUCCCAGCAGAUUCUCAGACUUCCCCCAAUAUUUUCCCCCCGUGCCACCGGCAAAAAGUUAUCCGGAUCAUGGCUCGUCCUGGUUCGCGCGUAAGGCUGAGCGCCGUGUGGAGCGCGCUGUGGCUCAUGAGGACCGUGGUGGAUUUCGCGCUGCCCCAGGAGACUUACGCGCCCCACUCGAUACGGACCGAGGGCCACUUGACCCUCGGAGGACUCUUCCCGGUGCACUCCAGAGGCGCCGACGGCGCGCCGUGCGGGGACCUGAAGAAGGAGAACGGCAUCCAGCGGCUGGAGGCCAUGAUGUACGCGCUGGACCAGAUCAACCUGGACGAGCUGCUGCUGCCCAACAUCACGCUGGGCGCGCGGGUGCUGGACACUUGCUCGAGGGACACCUACGCGCUGGAGCAGUCCUUAACUUUCGUCCAGGCCCUGAUCACCAAGGACACCUCCGACGUGCGGUGCACCAACGGGGAGGCGCCGGUGUUCGUGAAGCCGGAGAAAGUGGUCGGGGUCGUCGGAGCCUCGGCGAGCUCCGUGUCGAUCAUGGUGGCCAACAUCCUGCGCCUCUUUCAGAUCCCGCAGGUCAGCUACGCCUCGACGGCCCCGGAGCUGAGCGACGACCGGCGCUACGACUUCUUCUCGCGGGUGGUGCCUCCGGACUCGUUCCAGGCCCAGGCCAUGGUGGACAUCAUCCGGGCCCUGGGCUGGACCUACGUCUCCACCGUGGCCUCGGAGGGCAGCUACGGGGAGAAGGGGGUGGAGGCCUUCACGCAGCUCUCCAAAGAAGCAGGUGGAAUCUGCAUCGCCCAGUCUCUGAAAAUCCCCCACAACCCCAAGCUGGAGGAUUACGACAAAGCCGUCCAACAACUGCUGGAGACGCAGCACGCGCGGGCCGUCGUCAUCUUCGCCAGCGAGGAAGACAUACGGGGAGUUCUGAAUUCCACCAAGAGGGCCAAUCAGGUGGGCCAUUUCCUGUGGAUUGGAUCCGACAGCUGGGGGCCCAAGAGCAGCCCGAUCCAUCAGCUGGAGGAUGUGGCGGUGGGAGCGGUCACUAUACUGCCCAAACGCUCCUCCAUCGAAGGGUUCGACGAAUACUUCACCGGCCUCACGCUGGAGAACAACCGCAGGAACGUGUGGUUCGCCGAGUUCUGGGAGGAGAACUUUGACUGCAGGCUCCUCAGCGCCUCCAAGAGGGAGGACACCAGCCGUAAAUGCACAGGCAAGGAGCGCAUCGGGACCGAGUCCAAGUACGAGCAGGAAGGGAAGGUGCAGUUUGUGAUCGACGCGGUGUACGCCGUGGCCCACGCCCUCCACAGCAUGCAGAGGGACCUGUGUCCCGAUCACCCCGGCGUCUGUCCACAGAUGGAGACGGCCGAGGGGAAGACUCUGCUGAAGUACAUCCGAAACGCCAGCUUCAACGGCAGCGCCGGCACCUCGGUCGUGUUCAACAAGAACGGAGACGCUCCGGGCCGCUACGACCUGUUCCAGUUCCAGCUGACCAACUCCUCCACCCCAGAGUACAAGGUGGUGGGACACUGGGUGGAGAACCUGCAGAUCAGGCUGGAGGAGCUGCAGUGGCCAGAUGGGGAGCAGGAGGUGCCCAUCUCGGUGUGCAGUCUGCCCUGCAAGACCGGAGAGAGGAAGAAGAGGGUGAAGGGCAUGCCGUGCUGCUGGCACUGCGAGCUCUGCGACGGCUACCAGUACCAGUACGACGAGACCUCCUGCCGCCUGUGCGCCUACAACAUGAGGCCCAACCCCAACAGGACGGCCUGCCAGCCCAUCCCCAUCGUCAAGCUGGAGUGGCACUCCGCCUGGGCCAUCAUCUCCGUCUUCCUGGCCAUGCUCGGCAUCAUCGCCACCAUCUUUGUCAUGGCGACGUUCGUGCGCCACAACGACACCCCCAUCGUGCGGGCGUCGGGCCGGGAGCUGAGCUACGUGCUGCUCACCGGCAUCUUCCUGUGUUACAUCAUCACCUUCCUCAUGAUCGCCAAGCCCGACGUGGCGGUGUGCGCCUUCAGGAGGAUCUUCCUGGGCCUGGGCAUGUGCAUCAGCUACGCCGCGCUGCUCACCAAGACCAACCGCAUCUACCGCAUCUUCGAGCAGGGCAAGCAGACGGUCACGGCGCCGCGCUUCAUCAGCCCCACCUCCCAGAUCGCCAUCACUUCCAGUCUGAUCUGCGUGCAGCUGCUGGGCGUGCUGGUGUGGUUCGCCGUGGACCCGCCGAACACCAUCGUCGACUACGACGAGCAGAAGGCGGUGAACCCGCUGCUGGCCCGCGGCGUGCUCAAGUGCGACAUCACGGACCUGCAGAUCAUCUGCUCGCUGGGCUACAGCAUCCUGCUGAUGGUGACCUGCACCAUCUACGCCAUCAAGACGCGGGACGUGCCGGAGGACUUCAACGAGGCCAAACCCAUCGGCUUCACCAUGUACACCACCUGCAUAGUCUGGCUGGCCUUCAUCCCCAUUUUCUUUGGCACGGCGCAGUCGGCAGAGAAGCUGUACAUUCAGACGACCACGCUGACCAUCUCCAUGAACCUCAGUGCCUCGGUGGCGCUGGGCAUGCUCUACAUGCCCAAGGUGUACAUCAUCAUCUUCCACCCCGAGAUGAACGUGCAGAAGAGGAAGCGCAGCUUCAAGGCCGUGGUCACGGCGGCCACCAUGUCGUCGCGUCUGUCCCAGAAGCCCAGCGAGAGGCCCAACGGCGAAGCCAAGACGGAGCUGUGCGAGAACCCCGCCGCCGACCCCAUGAGUCAAGCAACCAAGAAAACAUAUGUGAGUUACAACAACCUCAGGAUCUGAUCCGCUCGGGGGGAGAGGAACCCGUUCACAUUUAUCUGUGAUCUUUGGAGAGAAAAAAAACAAAAAGGGAGGCGAGGCGGGGGGUGGGAGGGUCCUGGACCUGCAUCCUGCCCGACACGGGACCCCCCAAACCUGUAUGUCCCCCACCCCACCACCAACCCCUCCCCGUGCCCCCUCCUCCCCGUCUCUCUGACGGCGAUCGACUCGCCUGCCGAAGGGUCACUGUGAACGAGGACAAACUACGGGGCACCAAAAAAAAAGAUAAUUCCCCCCAAAAAAGGGGACCGCGGAUCUGCUUUCCUUUGACAUGCCGUUAAAGCCAUAUUCGCUGUGCCCCCCCCCCCCCCAUCCCGUUUCUGUUCUGUAUUGUUUCGGUGAUUUUAUUCUGUGCCUCCUCUUCUUGCAGUUGAUUUAAUUCCCACGAGCAGCCGCUCUGCCACGUGCAGUUCUUUGUGUUACUGAGUCGCUGCGGGUGAUUGUUGUGUCACAGUGAUGGACAUUGUAAGUAUAUAUAUUUUCUUGUAAAUAUUGGAGAGUAUUUUUCAUGUUUGGAGUACAAAACUAGAUAUACCCGUUCUCUGUUGGAAUUGGAUUUGGAUGGUAAUGAGAAGCACCACAAAGUGUUCACUUUGCAUGUGCCAAUGUGUCUGUUCUACUUGAUGUAAACAAGAAAAGAAACAACAAGAAAAAAAAAAGAUGAAUAAAUUCUGAAAAUGAUGAUAAUCUUCAGCAUCUUUCUGCUGCUUGUUUUUCUUUACCAGAGCUGAACUUCAUCAUUAAGUGACAGAAUAUGGCUUUGAUCUGUUGUUGACCCCCCCCCCCCCCCCACUGUGUAUCUGCACGCAUGUUUGUUUUAUAUAGGUUGGGACUAUUAUGCAUAGCUGUGGUGGGCGACGCAUUAUUACCAGAGCAAUCAUGCAAGAAUGUCGUGAUGUCUGUCAAACUAUCAACAUGUAAUAAAUCAUUUUGUUAUCUUUUAUACGACUAAAGCUGA
Molecule: messenger RNA, 4369 nt
Organism: Gasterosteus aculeatus aculeatus (three-spined stickleback)
Lineage: Eukaryota; Metazoa; Chordata; Actinopteri; Perciformes; Gasterosteidae
Product: metabotropic glutamate receptor 7
Biological process (GO): G protein-coupled receptor signaling pathway
Cellular component (GO): membrane
Molecular function (GO): G protein-coupled receptor activity
Source: RefSeq, a predicted model, not a curated record